Pipistrellus nathusii (Nathusius's pipistrelle) is the source of this 4389-nucleotide messenger RNA. The record is from the annotation of a GenBank genome assembly. NCBI's taxonomy places the organism in Eukaryota, Metazoa, Chordata, Mammalia, Chiroptera, Vespertilionidae.
AUGGCCCGCCUGGCCGCCGCGCUGUGGAGCCUCUGCGUCACCGCCGUGCUGGUCACCUCCGCCACCCAAGGCCUGAGCCGGGCUGGACUCCCGUUCGGGCUGAUGCGCCGGGAGCUGGCGUGCGAAGGCUACCCCAUCGAGCUGCGGUGCCCGGGCAGUGACGUCAUCAUGGUGGAAAACGCCAAUUACGGGCGCACGGACGACAAGAUCUGCGACGCUGACCCUUUCCAGAUGGAGAACGUGCAGUGCUACCUGCCGGACGCCUUCAAGAUCAUGUCGCAGAGGUGUAACAACCGCACCCAAUGCGUGGUGGUUGCCGGCUCCGACGCCUUUCCUGACCCCUGUCCUGGGACCUACAAGUACCUGGAGGUGCAGUACGACUGUGUCCCCUACAUCUUCGUGUGCCCAGGGACCCUGCAGAAGGUGCUGGAGCCCACCUCCACGCACGAGUCGGAGCACCAGUCUGGCGCGUGGUGCAAGGACCCGCUGCAGGCGGGAGACCGCAUCUACGUCAUGCCCUGGAUCCCCUACCGCACGGACACGCUGACCGAGUACGCCUCGUGGGAGGACUACGUGGCGGCGCGCCACACCACCACCUACCGCCUGCCCAACCGCGUGGACGGCACCGGCUUCGUGGUCUACGACGGCGCCGUCUUCUACAACAAGGAGCGCACGCGCAACAUCGUCAAGUACGACCUGCGCACGCGCAUCAAGAGCGGGGAGACCGUCAUCAACACGGCCAACUACCACGACACCUCGCCCUACCGCUGGGGGGGCAAGACGGACAUCGACCUGGCCGUGGACGAGAACGGGCUGUGGGUCAUCUAUGCCACCGAGGGCAACAACGGGCGGCUGGUGGUGAGCCAGCUCAACCCCUACACGCUGCGCUUCGAGGGCACCUGGGAGACGGGGUACGACAAGCGCUCGGCGUCCAACGCCUUCAUGGUGUGCGGCGUCCUCUACGUGCUGCGCUCCGUCUACGUGGACGACGACAGCGAGGCGGCCGGCAACCGCGUGGACUACGCCUUCAACACCAACGCCAACCGCGAGGAGCCCGUCAGCCUGGCCUUCCCCAACCCCUACCAGUUCGUCUCCUCCGUGGACUACAACCCCCGCGACAACCAGCUCUACGUCUGGAACAACUACUUCGUGGUGCGCUACAGCCUGGAGUUUGGGCCUCCAGACCCCAGUGCCGGCCCAGCCACUUCCCCGCCCCUCAGCACGACCACCACAGUCCGGCCCACACCCCUCACCAGCACGGCCUCGCCUGCAGCCACCACCCCACUCCGCCGGGCACCCCUCACCACACACCCGGUGGGUGCCAUCAACCAGCUGGGACCUGACCUGCCUCCGGCCACAGCCCCGGCCCCCAGCACCCGGCGGCCCCCAGCUCCUAACCUGCACGUGUCUCCGGAGCUCUUCUGCGAACCUCGGGAGGUGCGGCGGGUCCAGUGGCCGGCCACCCAGCAGGGCAUGCUGGUGGAGAGGCCCUGCCCCAAGGGGACUCGAGGAAUUGCCUCCUUCCAGUGUCUACCAGCCCUGGGGCUCUGGAACCCCCGGGGCCCUGACCUCAGCAACUGCACCUCCCCCUGGGUCAACCAGGUGGCCCAGAAGAUCAAGAGCGGGGAGAAUGCGGCCAACAUUGCCAGUGAGCUGGCCCGCCACACCCGGGGCUCCAUUUACGCGGGAGACGUGUCUUCCUCCGUGAAGCUGAUGGAACAGCUGCUGGACAUCCUGGAUGCCCAGCUGCAGGCUCUGCGGCCCAUUGAGCGCGAGUCGGCUGGCAAGAACUACAACAAGAUGCACAAGCGGGAGAGAACCUGCAAGGACUACAUUAAGGCUGUGGUGGAAACGGUGGACAACCUGCUGCGGCCAGAGGCUCUCGAGUCCUGGAAGGACAUGAAUGCCACGGAGCAGGUGCACACGGCCACCAUGCUCCUGGAUGUCCUGGAGGAGGGUGCCUUCCUGCUGGCCGACAAUGUCCGGGAGCCGGCACGCUUUUUGGCUGCCAAGCAGAAUGUGGUCCUGGAGGUCACAGUUCUGAACACAGAGGGCCAAGUGCAGGAGCUGGUGUUCCCCCAGGAGUACCCGAGCGAGAACUCCAUCCAGCUGUCCGCCAACACCAUCAAGCAGAACAGCCGCAAUGGGGUGGUCAAAGUCGUCUUCAUCCUCUACAACAACCUGGGUCUCUUCCUGUCCACUGAGAACGCCACGGUGAAGCUGGCGAGCGAAACGGGCACAGGCAGCCCAGGGGGCACCUCCCUGGUGGUGAACUCCCAGGUCAUCGCAGCCUCUAUCAAUAAGGAGUCCAGUCGUGUCUUCCUCAUGGACCCUGUCAUCUUUACUGUCGCCCACCUGGAGGCCAAGAACCACUUCAAUGCUAACUGCUCCUUCUGGAACUACUCGGAGCGCUCCAUGCUGGGCUACUGGUCGACCCAGGGCUGCCGCCUGGUGGAGUCCAACAAGACCCACACCACAUGUGCCUGCAGCCACCUCACCAACUUUGCCGUGCUCAUGGCUCACCGUGAGAUCUACCAGGGCCGCAUCAACGAGCUGCUGCUGUCGGUCAUCACCUGGGUAGGCAUCGUGAUCUCCCUGGUCUGCUUGGCCAUCUGCAUCUCCACCUUCUGCUUCCUGCGGGGACUGCAGACUGACCGCAACACCAUCCACAAGAACCUGUGCAUCAACCUCUUCCUGGCUGAGCUGCUCUUCCUGGUUGGCAUAGACAAGACUCAGUAUGAGAUUGCCUGCCCCAUCUUCGCUGGCCUGCUGCACUACUUUUUCCUGGCUGCCUUCUCCUGGCUGUGCCUGGAGGGUGUGCACCUCUAUUUGCUGCUGGUAGAGGUGUUUGAGAGCGAGUACUCCCGCACCAAGUACUACUACCUAGGUGGCUACUGCUUCCCAGCCCUGGUGGUAGGCAUCGCAGCUGCCAUUGACUACCGCAGCUAUGGCACCGAGAAGGCCUGCUGGCUCCGCGUGGAUAAUUAUUUCAUCUGGAGCUUCAUUGGGCCCGUCUCCUUUGUGAUUGUGGUGAACCUGGUGUUCCUCAUGGUGACCCUGCACAAGAUGAUCCGGAGCUCAUCUGUGCUCAAGCCUGACUCGAGUCGCCUAGACAACAUUAAAUCCUGGGCCCUGGGGGCCAUCGCGCUGCUCUUCCUGCUCGGCCUCACCUGGGCCUUCGGCCUCCUCUUCAUCAACAAGGAGUCGGUCGUCAUGGCCUAUCUCUUCACCACCUUCAACGCCUUCCAGGGGGUCUUCAUUUUCGUCUUUCACUGCGCCUUACAGAAGAAGGUGCACAAGGAGUACAGCAAGUGCCUGCGACACUCCUACUGCUGCAUCCGCUCCCCGCCCGGGGGGGCUCAUGGCUCGCUUAAGACCUCAGCCAUGCGGAGCAACACCCGUUACUACACAGGGACCCAGAGCCGAAUUCGGAGGAUGUGGAACGACACCGUGAGGAAACAGACAGAAUCUUCCUUCAUGGCGGGUGACAUCAACAGUACCCCCACUCUGAACCGAGGUACCAUGGGGAACCACCUGCUGACCAACCCCGUGCUGCAGCCCCGUGGGGGCACUAGCCCCUACAACACCCUCAUUGCCGAAUCAGUGGGCUUCAAUCCCUCCUCACCCCCCGUCUUCAACUCCCCAGAGCACCCCUUGGGAGGCCGGGAAGCCUGUGGCAUGGACACACUGCCCCUCAACGGCAACUUCAACAACAGUUACUCCUUGCGAAGUGGGGAUUUCCCUCCAGGGGAUGGGGCGCCUGAGCCACCCCGAGGCCGGAACCUGGCAGAUGCUGCCGCCUUUGAGAAGAUGAUCAUCUCGGAGCUGGUGCACAACAACCUGCGGGGCAGCAGCAGCGGGGCCAAAGGCCCUCCACCGCCUGAGCCCCCGGUGCCACCUGUGCCGGGGGGUGGCAGUGAGGAAGAGGCUGGUGGGCCCGGGAGUGCUGACCGGGCAGAGAUUGAACUUCUCUACAAGGCCCUGGAGGAGCCCCUGCUGCUGCCCCGGGCCCAGUCGGUGCUGUACCAGAGCGAUCUGGACGAGUCGGAGAGCUGCACAGCAGAGGACGGGGCCACCAGCCGGCCCCUUUCCUCCCCUCCGGGCCGGGACUCCCUCUAUGCCAGUGGGGCCAACCUUCGGGACUCGCCCUCCUACCCGGACAGCAGCCCUGAGGGGCCCAGCGAGGCCCUGCCCCCUCCCCCACCCGCACCUCCUGUCCCCCCUGAAAUCUACUACACCUCGCGCCCUCCAGCCUUGGUGGCCCGAAACCCCCUGCAGGGCUACUACCAGGUGCGGCGGCCCAGCCACGAAGGCUAUUUGGCAGCCCCAGGCCUUGAGGGGCCAGGGCCUGAUGGGGAUGGGCAGAUGCAGCUGGUCACCAGCCUCUGA